AAUAAUCAGAAGUUGCGGGCAAGGGAGUGGCAGAAAAGCUCAGAUAGAGAGAGAGAGAGAGAGAGAGAGAGAGAGAGAGAGAGAGAGAGAAGCGAACCUGAGCCAAGGAAACAUGCCGUCCCGCUAUCUGCUUGCUGUUGCUGCUUCCUCUUCACUGUGCCCUGCAGUCAGUUUCGACAGCCACGGUCAGCUCUCGAAUCGGACUGUUUCCUCGCGGUUCACGUCAAGGGUUCGUGAGAGCAAGCAGGAAUCUUAAAGUUUAUCGCCUAAAGGCCAACUUCUGGGACACUAUAAGAUCUGGAUUCCUGAAGAACAAUACAACCCAAAUUGUUGAUCCCCCUCCCACACCUGAAAAAGGAGAGGAAGAAGAAAAAUUACAUGAGGAGUUUGUUCUCAUUGAGAGAACGUUGCCUGAUGGGGCCACAGAAGAGAUAAUGUUUUCUUCAGGUGGAGAUGUCGAUGUAUAUGAUCUUCAAUCACUAUGUGAUAAGGCUGAGGAGCUUACAAGGAUCGAUCUAGAGAUCAAUGUUUAAGAAAAUGCUGCAUCAAAUACGGGGGCUACUGCUGUCCUCGAUCUCCUUUGCCGUUUCGCCAAAGCUGGUUACUUAUGCAAGGAAUCCUCCUAAUUCGUCGACCCUGGAAGUAGGUGACAGUGAAGGCAACGGCUAUGACUCGCAUUGCCUGAGUUGGAGGUUGGCAGUGGAGGCAAACAAUGUUCGAGGGUGGCGGACGGUUCCUGCUAGGUGCCAGCAAUAUGUCGAGAGGUACAUGACCGGAGGGCAGUACGAACGGGACACUGAGCUGGUUGUGGACGAGAUACUGAGCUACGUGGACAGGAUCGUGCUGCCUGGAGACGGCAUGGAUGCCUGGGUUUUGGAUGUCGAUGACACCUGCAUCUCCAAUGUAACUUACUACAAGGGAAAGAGAUAUGGGUGCGAUCCAUUCGAAGGAGCAGGAUUCAGGGCAUGGGCAGGGAAGGGAGAGUGCCCGGCCAUUCCAGGAGUGCUGAGGCUGUACAAGAAGCUGAUUGGAUGCGGGUUCAAGGUUAUCCUUAUCACGGGCAGGGACAAGGAGAGACUUGGCCAAGUCACCAUCCUUAACCUGCACGACCAAGGGUUCUCUGGCUACCAACAGCUCAUCAUGAGGACACCGGAACACAAGGGGCAAAAUGCGGUCGCAUACAAGUCUAAUGUCCGGAGGCAAAUUGUGGAAGGAGGAUACAGAAUACGGGGCAACGUUGGUGACCAAUGGAGCGACCUUCAAGGGGAACAUGUUGGCGACCGUACGUUUAAGAUUCCUAAUCCUAUGUAUUAUGUUUCUUGACGUCCAUCAAAACAGCCAUGAUUGACAUGCUUUUCAAAUUAAACAAUUCGAUGAGAAGCAGCAAACGAUAGUUCAAGAGUUUUCGUGAGACGAUUUUUUCCGUGUUCAGAAUUUAAUGACUGCUCUGAAUUUUUCACCGGAUAUAUAUAUAUAUUCUUCUUCACAAGG
Molecule: messenger RNA, 1491 nt
Organism: Punica granatum (pomegranate)
Lineage: Eukaryota; Viridiplantae; Streptophyta; Magnoliopsida; Myrtales; Lythraceae
Source: RefSeq, a predicted model, not a curated record